This is a messenger RNA of Pediculus humanus corporis (human body louse), 567 nucleotides long. RefSeq lists its product as uncharacterized. The transcript has 5 exons. The coding region runs from base 1 to 567 and encodes 188 amino acids. Gene Ontology annotation, molecular function: glucosamine 6-phosphate N-acetyltransferase activity; monosaccharide binding. Gene Ontology annotation, biological process: UDP-N-acetylglucosamine biosynthetic process. Lineage: Eukaryota; Metazoa; Arthropoda; Insecta; Psocodea; Pediculidae. The record is from RefSeq and is a predicted model, not a curated record. Gene Ontology annotation, cellular component: Golgi apparatus; endoplasmic reticulum-Golgi intermediate compartment; endoplasmic reticulum.
AUGAAUGAAGAAUAUUUAUUUGAUAAAAGUCUUUUGGAAAAAUUAGACUUUCAACCUGCCAAAAAUGUUUUUAAUCCAUUUAUAAGUGCUGGCAAUCCUGGCAAAGGCCUUUGUGUUAGACCUCUUUCCACUGGUGAUUACGAUAAAGGAUUUAUGGAACUUUUGGGUCAAUUAACAGAUUCUGGUCAUCCGACAAAAGAGGAAUUUUUGGAAAAGUUUAAAGCGAUGAAAGAAUGUGUGAAUACAUAUUUUGUAACUGUUAUCGAAGAUUUAAACACUAAUAAAAUAAUUGGUGCUGCUACUCUGGUUGUGGAGCAUAAAUUUAUUCAUCGCUGCAGCAAGAGAGGACAUUUAGAAGAUGUUGUUGUCAACAAUACAUACAGGGGUAAACAAUUAGGAAAAUUAAUCGUAGUGACUGUAACACUUCUUGCAAAACAACUCGGAUGUUACAAAAUGUCACUGGAAUGCAAAGAUAAAUUGAUACCGUUUUAUGUCAGUUUAGGAUAUAAGUUGGAACCUGGAAAUAGUAAUUCGAUGGUUCAAAGAUUUAAUGUUGCACCAUCCUGA